Molecule: messenger RNA, 960 nt
Organism: Fulvia fulva
Lineage: Eukaryota; Fungi; Ascomycota; Dothideomycetes; Mycosphaerellales; Mycosphaerellaceae
Product: Very-long-chain 3-oxoacyl-CoA reductase
Exons: 2
Coding region: 1-960 (319 amino acids)
Cellular component (GO): endoplasmic reticulum
Molecular function (GO): oxidoreductase activity
Source: RefSeq, a predicted model, not a curated record
AUGGCCGUCCGUACAGCUCUUGCCCUGCUGGGUGGUGCUUUCCUGUUGUACUACGCGACGCGUCUACCAUUGUUUGUUCAACUGCACUUUGUCCAUCAAAGCACACUGAGCCGCUAUCGAAAAGCGAAGGGCAGACCAGAGGAAUCAGCAUGGGCAUUGGUGACUGGAUCCACUGACGGCAUCGGCAAGGGAUUUGCGGAGGAGCUCUGCGAACGCGGCUUUAAUGUCAUUAUUCAUGGACGCAAUCAACACAAAUUGGAAGCUGUCAAAACGGACCUAAACAAGCGAUGGCCAAAUCAGCAAGUCCAGAUCCUGAAGCUCGACGCCGCCAAAGAUGCUGCCAACGCCGAAAUCUUCUCUCGUACGGCGGCCAACCUGCGAAACUUCGAUCUCAAAGUACUCAUCAACAAUCUGGGCGGGAAUGGUGGCAUGGAUGUGAGUUUCAUGCCUCUUCAUGAAAGGACCUCGGACCAGAUUGGCACUUUCAUAAAUGUCAAUGCCCGCUUUCCUACUGAGAUGACUCGGGCAGUCUUGCCACAGCUUCGCGAGAACGGCCCUGCCUUGAUCGUGAAUGUUGGAAGCACGACCAGCGACUUCGGCCUGCCUUAUCUUUCCAUCUACUCGGGCUGCAAGUCUUACAACAAAGGCUGGUCGCGCUCCUUGACAGCAGAGAUGAAAGCUGAGGGAGCUAAUAUUGAGGUAUUCUGCUUACUGGUUUCGGCUGUUGCCACAAACUACGUUCCGCGAGCGGCCUCUUUAUUCGCCCCAACCGCACGGCAGAUGGCCAGCUACAGCUUAGAUAAAGUCGGCUGCGGCAAGAGCAUAGUCUUUGGCUACUGGGCUCAUGCUGUACAGGCAGCUUUCUUCUGGGUCCUUCCUGACUGGCUCGCGGAGAAAAUGAUCAUUGAAGUUGGAAUCAAAGAAAGGAAGGAAGAUGAGGAUCGUGCUAAGAACAGGUAG